This is a messenger RNA of Gekko japonicus, 2258 nucleotides long. It is a transcript of the gene PCMTD1, whose product is annotated as protein-L-isoaspartate (D-aspartate) O-methyltransferase domain containing 1. Gene Ontology annotation, molecular function: protein-L-isoaspartate (D-aspartate) O-methyltransferase activity. Gene Ontology annotation, biological process: protein modification process. The record is from RefSeq and is a predicted model, not a curated record. The transcript has 7 exons. NCBI's taxonomy places the organism in Eukaryota, Metazoa, Chordata, Lepidosauria, Squamata, Gekkonidae. Gene Ontology annotation, cellular component: cytoplasm. Bases 420 to 1517 code for a protein of 365 amino acids.
GCGUCUCGCACUUCAACACAAACAGUCGCAGCCAGCGGUAGUGUGUGAAGGCGGGACGGGGACGGCUAACGUUGAAGGGGGAGGUUCUUGUUACCUUCCCCCCUCCUCCCUCUCCCCCUCCCGUUUCGCCCAGUGGCCAACACUGGAAACAAGUGGAACCGGUGACAGAUCUUGCUCCGCGUCGGUUCCCCUGCACCCUUUAUUUUUUUAAAAAAAUAACCCGUCUCUCUUGCGAACUUCAUCCGCAGCCUCCCACCCCCACCCGGUAGCCUGCGAGAGUCAGAGAACACUGCGCGGAAGGGAUUCACUUGCAAAGCACUGUUGAGCCACACAGGAUCGCAUCCACUUCUACAUGGAGACAUCAAACAAGCACUUGCCAAUGUAUGUCCGAAGUUAAUUGAAUUGUUAGAGAAAUCAUCAUGGGAGGAGCUGUGAGCGCAGGAGAAGACAAUGAUGAUUUAAUUGAUAACUUGAAAGAAGCACAAUAUAUUCGCACGGAGAGAGUGGAGCAAGCCUUCAGAGCUAUCGAUCGUGGUGAUUACUAUCUGGAAGGAUAUAGGGACAAUGCUUAUAAAGAUUUGGCUUGGAAGCAUGGGAAUAUACAUUUAUCAGCACCUUGCAUUUAUUCCGAAGUAAUGGAAGCUCUGAAACUUCAGCCAGGAUUGUCUUUCCUUAAUCUGGGUAGUGGAACUGGCUAUUUAAGCACUAUGGUGGGAUUGAUAUUAGGCCCUUUUGGAAUAAAUCAUGGAAUAGAACUUCAUCCAGAUGUGGUAGAAUAUGCAAAGGAAAAACUGGAGAGCUUCAUAAAAUAUAGUGAUAGUUUUGAUAAGUUUGAAUUUUGUGAACCUGCCUUCGUAGUUGGCAACUGUUUGCAGAUAGCAUCUGACAGUCAUCAAUACGACCGGAUUUAUUGUGGAGCUGGUGUCCAGAAAGACCAUGAGAACUACAUGAAAAUCUUAUUGAAAGUUGGAGGCAUUCUAGUUAUGCCCAUGGAAGAUCAGAUCUCAAAGGGCUUUUCUACGCUAACGCAAAUUCUAAGAACUGGACAAAAUACUUGGGAAAGUAAAAAUAUCCUUGCUGUUUCAUUUGCUCCACUUGUGCAACCAAGCAAGAGUGAUAACAGCAAAAAUGAAACUGUGGGACUACCCCCCUGUGCUGUUAGAAAUCUACAGGACUUGGCUCGGAUCUAUAUUAGACGCACUCUUAGAAACUAUAUAAAUGAGGAGAUGCAAGCCAAAGGUGUUGUUCAGAAGCCGCCACCAAAACGUAAACGCAGAAGAUGCCGUAGGCGCAGAAUUAACACCUAUGUGUUUGUAGGUAAUCAGCUCAUUCCUCAGCCAUUAGAUAGUGAAGAAGAUGAAAAGAUGGAAGAAGACAACAAAGAAGAAGAAGAGAAAGAUCAUAGUGAAGUCUUGAAACCUGAAGAACCCCCUCGAAAUCUCUUGCGUGAAAGAAUAAUGAGUUUACCACUUCCCGAAUCACUAAAAGCUUACUUGACGUACUAUAGAGAAAAAUAACUUGUUUUAAGUAGAAGUGAUAAUGCUGACUUGAUAGUUCCAUUAUUCUUGAAAUGUAGCAUUUACUAAGAAAUAGGUGGACAAAUACCAGUAGUCUUUCUCUUAAGACUAAAGUGCAGUGAUGGAAUGAAACAUAAUCUGUCUUAACUUCGCUACAAGGACUUGCAUUCAGCAGUAGACUCCUGUUUUAAAUCCAUUUUUCGUUACCUUUUGGAAAAGAUGCUCUUUUAACUCUUAUAGAAAUAUAUUCCAAAGCAGUAUGCAGCACUAAUUAAGAAUUUGCAUGAUAAAUCUUUUUUGCCCAGACAAAUUUGUAUUGAUGGACGUUAGUGAAAUUUUGUAUCUGUGAACUAUUGAACAAAUAUGUGGAGACAUCAAUUGGAUCUGUCUGCAUUAAUUCUCUUAGGGAAGUUUUUGAACAUGCAGACGUUUCUCAUCUCACAUUUGAACUAGAACCCUUUCUUAUUUUACCAUGCCUAUGUUGCAAUCAUUGUUACUGUCUUGAUGUAAAUGUAUUCCAAGGAAUAGAUGAGUGCAAUAACUUUGUGUGCAGACACUGAAUGAGCUGGCUUUAAUUAAAUAUAAACAUUCAAAUUCAGAAAUGUCAAACAGCCCUGCUAUACUUUCUUUUAUAUCUCUUGCCAAAAGCUCUCAAAAAAGUGGAUGCUUCUCUCAGAGCCUUAACAAAAAGAAAAUGUUGAUUAUAAUGGUUUUUUAAAGGUCUUGAAUGCUGUUUCUUUG